CGACGUCCCGUGGCGUCCCGCUGUGACCGGAAGCCGGAAACAGGAAGUGCGUCACUAAGUGGGAAAUUCAAACUUCUCCAGAUCUUGGCCCUGCAACUGAGUCUGUGGAUAAACUGAUCGGUGUGCUUUUUUUAAAACUGCUUUUUGGUUUUCCCUUUUUUUUUUUUUAAAUAAAGGGCAAAAAGGAGGUAAUACUAAAUAAGGCCGGACAUUGACGCGUGUUUGGGAAGAUGCCUGCGGACAGUAACGCGGAGCUCCUCAGAUACUAUGAGGUGUAUGAGACCAUCGGCUCGGGUGGUUUUGCGAAAGUGAAGCUCGGCAGGCAUAUUCUUACUGGAGAAAAGGUUGCAAUAAAAAUAAUGGAAAAAAAGGACCUUGGGGAGGACCUGCCACGAGUGAAGACAGAGAUCGAAGCCAUGAAGAACCUGAGCCACCAGCACGUGUGUCGUCUCUACCAGGUCAUCGAGACGUCCACCAAGAUCUUCAUGGCGCUGGAGUACUGUCCUGGAGGAGAGCUGUUCGACUACAUCAUCGCCAAAGACCGCCUUUCGGAGGACGAGACCCGCGUGUUCUUCAGACAGAUUGUCUCGGCGCUGGCCUAUGUCCACAGCCAGGGAUACGCCCACAGGGAUCUCAAACCGGAGAACCUGCUGAUUGAUGAGGACCACAACUUAAAGCUGAUCGACUUUGGGCUGUGCGCUAAACCUAAAGGAGGGCUCGGGUACGAGCUGAAGACGUGCUGCGGCAGCCCUGCCUACGCAGCUCCGGAGCUCAUCCAGGGCAAGGCGUACAUCGGUUCUGAGGCCGACGUGUGGAGUAUGGGAGUCCUGCUGUUCGCCCUGCUCUGCGGGUUCCUGCCGUUCGACGACGACAACUGCAUGGUCCUCUACCGGAAGAUCAUGAGGGGCAAAUACAACAGCCCAUCCUGGCUGUCCACUGGCAGCGUUGUCCUCCUCAGCCAGAUGAUGCAGGUGGAGCCAAAGCGUCGCAUAACGGUGCGUCAGUUGCUGGAUCACCCCUGGGUAAUGAAGGGCUACAGCAGCCCCGUGGAGUGGCACAGCAAACACCCUCUGGGCCACAUCGACGAGGACUGCAUCACCGAGAUGGCGGUGAGGCUCAAGCGCUCCAGGAAGAGCACCGUCCAGCUGGUGUCUGAGUGGAAAUAUGACCACACGACGGCAACUUACCUGCUGCUCCUAGCGAAAAAGCAGCGAGGGAGGCCCGUGAGGCUCCGCCCAGACGUGCCCGUGGUAGACAUCCCCGCCUCCCCUCCGCAGGAGCUGAAGUCCAAGACGACCCUGACGUUUGGUGAGGAGGCACCGUCGCCCAGCCCUCUGCUCCUGUUGUCCUUGGGGCCUCCCACCGACCGGCAGGAGAAGGACGCCCCUUGGGGUGUAUUCUCGCCCAAGCCCCUGAUGGAAAACCCAAGGCAGAUCGGGGUCUCCGAGCAGCCGAGGGCCAAAGUGCACCCCAGCCCCGGCCGGGAUCGGACCCACGCCGAAGAGCACGAGCAGAACAAGGAGAACCUGACCAUCCUGGGAAGCAGCCAGAAGGACGGGGACACGUUUGUGCUUCCCGCCCCCCGCACCCCAGCUUCCUGUAGGAAGAGCACGCGAUCCAACAAGGCCUCCCUCACCACGCCCACCAGCUACGGGCCCCCCGCCUACAGUCCGAAUGCGAACCGGGGCAGUGUCUCCAAAGAGCCUCUUCAAUGCCUGGACCAGAGGACCCAGGGGCUCCUGGAGGUGGUAGCCCUGAGCCCAGAGAGGAGGUCUCGGUCCCUAGACAUGGCUACCCCACAAACUGACAGUGCCCAGAAGCGAAAGGGAGCCAAGGUGUUCGGCAGCCUGGAGCGGGGGCUGGACAAGGUCAUCACCAUGCUGACCCCCAACAAGAAGAGGGCUCUGCGGGACGGCCCACGGAGGAUCAAGGCACAGUACAACGUCACCCUAACCAGCCAGUUGAACGCAGAACAGGUCCUCAACCAGAUCCUCAGCAUCCUGCCAGAGAAGAACGUGGACUUCGUGCAGAAGGGGUACACCCUGAAAUGCAGCACGCGCUCGGACUUCGGUAAGGUGACCAUGCAGUUCGAGCUGGAGGUGUGUCUGCUGACAAAGCCGGAGGUGGUGGGAAUCAGGCGGCAGCGGCUGAAAGGGGACGCCUGGGUGUACAAGCAUCUGGUGGAGGACCUGCUGUCGACCUGCAGAGUGUGACGGCACUCCCCCGGCGAGCAGGCCGCUACCGUGCUAAUGUAACACCCCGUCACGCAUACGCAUUAGCCGUGGUCAGAUGUUACGAAUUUUAAGCCUCAUGUCAGUGUUUUCGGUCGCGAUGUCUGUUCCGUCGUCUUGUGGUGCUGCCAUUUCCUGUAACCUUUUUGGUUUCUCAUUUCAUAUUUUUGUCUUUUUUAAAAUAUCCAUUAAUAUUGUAAUAUUAAGAAUAAAUUUCAGCUAUUGAAUGGAA
Paramormyrops kingsleyae is the source of this 2463-nucleotide messenger RNA. It is a transcript of the gene melk, whose product is annotated as maternal embryonic leucine zipper kinase. Gene Ontology annotation, molecular function: protein serine/threonine kinase activity; ATP binding. Gene Ontology annotation, biological process: protein phosphorylation; intracellular signal transduction. The record is from RefSeq and is a predicted model, not a curated record. Lineage: Eukaryota; Metazoa; Chordata; Actinopteri; Osteoglossiformes; Mormyridae. Gene Ontology annotation, cellular component: cytoplasm.